UGCAAAGACUCGUGAUCAAAGCCAACGGCUAUGAUUUAUUAUGCAGAUCAUCAUAAUAAUUAUGAUUUAUCACAUGAAACACCGAAUAAAUCCCGUAAAAAUAAAAUAAAAUUAAUGGGUGUAAAUUCGAAAUUCUCGUCUUAUUCUUCACCCUCUCUCUUGGGUUUCUCCUGACCAUUUUGCUCCUCUGAUCGGUGACUACACCGGGAUCGUGAUUUCCAGGAACUCCUAAAAUUUGGCGUUCCCUCUCAAUUCAGAUACCUUUUUAGCGGUUCAUCUGGGUGAAUUCAUCGAACAAGAAAAAUGCAGUUUUUUGGAGGGUCGGACAUCAGCCCAUUGCCUCCACCACCAACGGCAUCUGGAAACAAUGCCCACAUGAUGUAUGUGUUCAAUAAGAACGGGGUGUGCUUGCUUUACAGAGAAUGGAAUCGCUCCCUUAGGACUCUGAAUGCCCAACAAGACCACAAGCUCAUGUUUGGUCUGCUUUUCUCUCUUAAGUCCUUAACAGCUAAGAUGGAUCCCACUAGUGUGGAGAAGGGAAACCUUGGGGUACCUCAGUUAACUGGUCAGGGGUGUUCAUUUCAUAGCUUUCGUACUAAUACAUACAAACUAAGUUUCAUGGAAAGUCCAUCUGGGAUUAAGAUUAUCUUGGUCACUCAUCCUAGGACCGGUGAUCUACGGGAAUCCCUAAAGUACAUUUACAACUUGUAUGUUGAAUAUGUUGUCAAGAAUCCGCUCUAUUCUCCAGGAAUGCCAAUCAGGUCUGAGCUAUUCAAUAUGACUCUUGACCAAUAUGUCCGAGGUCUUGGGUAGUAUCACAAGGCCAGAGAAACCUUCAAAAUCAACAACCACCCUCCAUUGAUUGUAAUGGAACCAGGCACAGUAAGAACCCCUAGAGCAUGAAUCCAACCCAAAGUGAUGAUCAAGGAUUUCCCAAUUAGAAGCCAAGCCAACAUGACCAGAAUCAGACCAUUUUAGGAUUGGAGUCAGUAGCAAUAUCAGAUUCCGAUUCUGAUUCAGAUUCAGAUUCAUGGGUUCCUGCAUUUUAAUCAUAGGUAUUGUAACAGUUUCAAACUUGUGUUCUUACUUGAACUUUUGUCAGAAUCUCUACUACUCUCUCUUUUCGAACCUUUAAACUUCCACUUCUUCAUUGUCAAGCUC
Molecule: messenger RNA, 1161 nt
Organism: Vitis vinifera (wine grape)
Lineage: Eukaryota; Viridiplantae; Streptophyta; Magnoliopsida; Vitales; Vitaceae
Exons: 6
Coding region: 304-813 (169 amino acids)
Biological process (GO): endoplasmic reticulum to Golgi vesicle-mediated transport
Cellular component (GO): TRAPP complex
Source: RefSeq, a predicted model, not a curated record